AUGAUCGACACCACUUCCGCUGCAGCGUGCAAUCCUGAUCCUCCACCCUCGCCGAGCCCCGUUCUGCCAGGGGCUUGGCCGCUUUCUAUCCAUCGCCGAAGUGUCACCUGUCCCUCAUCUGGACCCUCGUCUGAUCCACUUCACCUUGACCACGUCCUCGAUUUUCAGCAAAGGUUGGUUGAUAAGAUGGACACCAACACUGCGACUAGAUACUUUCCUGCCUAUGACGGGGAUGCUGUCAUAACUCCAGCCGACUCUCUGGAUUCAGAGCUCACUCGCGUUCGCACAGAUACUUCGAGAUCUAUUGCAACGGCCGCUUCCGCCAGCACGAUCUACACAACUCGCUCCUCUCCAGAGAAAGGCGUCAUAUCCAAGUCAUCCCCUAAGCUCAAGUACUCGAAUCUGCAUAACAAUUUUCCUACUAGAAUUCCUCAACCUAAGCGUAUUAUCGGUCAGGAAACUCGUGCGGUCCGGUUUCAUCGACAGAGUCUUAGUCCCGAAUCGCAACGCUCUAUCCGCUCUCAGAACGCGUCUAGUGUCUCGCCUGCCUGCUCUAUCAAUUGUUCCGUCUCGUCUUCUUCGCCUGUCUCGCCCAUGAUCUUCGCGUCACCUACAUCUUCUUCGUUUCCUCGUCCAUCAAAUCGUCAACUGCAAUCCGUCAAUGAAUCGCCUUCCUUCAGCUACAGUAGCUCUCCGUCCUGGGAGACGUCAUUUGGAAGCGACUACAACGACCGUGUCCUGCUGGAUAUCUCGCCCUGCCCUUCGCCUAUGUACUCUGCUCCACGUCAAUCAUUCGGCACCAAUCGCACCCCGUCCAUCGAGAUCUCGUCCGCGCCCAUGCUCACUUCACUUUCGUUGCCUGGGAGUGCAGAGACCAGCAUGAGUUCGGACAUGGAUGUUCUGGACAUCAGAGGAGACAUCUCGGACAGUGCUGCUUCGUUCUCUGGCAGUGAGCAAGGUAGUCCCUGGACGCUUUCUCCUUCUCCGCUUUCUCCAGCUCUCUCUUUUGGCCAUGACUUGGUGCCGGUCGAAGAAGAUCCCUUUGAGGCGCACAUCCUUGCAUUCCCUCACCCCGACUCAGUUUCACCGAUCGUCUCGCCUAUCCCAUCUUCUAUUCCUGAAAUCGAAUCCGAAAUCGAAUAUGCGGGGGACUCGAGCGCCGUUCAAUAUGCAGAAGCUGUUGUAUCGUCUGCCUGGGCUACUGAUGGGCCCUCAAUGUCACAAGUGAUCCCUUCCAGUCUUCUCUCGAUUACAGACGAGGCGGCGGCCGCCGUUCAAUCCCCAGCAUUCAGCGAAUUGGACGGGGCUCUUGCAUUGGACGAGGAGCAAUAUUCCCAGGGUCUGAGCUAUCUUCCUGCUGAAUCCAUGCCAGUCAAGUCCCGAGGCGUUGUCGGAAGAAUGAAGAAACUGGUGAAGCGCUUUUUGUGGCCGGGCAAGAGUAAACACGAGCAGUUCAAUGAAGGCGUCAACGUGAAUGUGCAAGUUGGAAGCACUCUGUCGUCACCGCCACGGCAAAUGGCUGCCCAUACAAUUUCACAUCUUCCAAACGCUCAGUUGUAUAACUGUCUUCUGCCCAGCGAUGGAACAGUGAGCCAGCUCGGGAUUCCUGUGCCCCAUCCCCCGGGUUUGGACGCGCAGAAGCCCCCAGUGGGCCCACUGUUGACUUCGUCGAGCUAUACUUCUGGUCGGGGAAUCAGUCGUGGGACUAUGGAUCCAGCUUCGCCAGAUCUGACCGCGCAUGCUCGUCCGAAGACCCUUGCGGAGAUCAAAUCGAAACGUCGACUUUCAAUGCCUGCGUUAGCCAAUCUCGCUCGGUUUCCGGCAUCUCCUGCCGAUGUUUCUCGGCAUCGACCUUCUUCGGCCCUCGCGUUCCAUCCCCGACCGCCGGCGUUGUCGACGCUGAGGGCCCAGGCGCAGCAGGCCAACAACGGGAGCUUUAUCUCUGCGCAGCGACGGGUGGAGAUUCCGAGAUCGGCUUCUUCGGCUGAUGGGGAGAAUAUCGGGUCGUACCCUCAGCCAUCGACUAGCACUGUGGAUGACAAAGCGCUGGCCGCGAAGAAGAAGAGCAACCGUCGCUUUUCCCUUUCCGCACUAUCGAGUUUUGGAUCGCGUGCUUAG
This is a messenger RNA of Mycena citricolor, 2118 nucleotides long. The record is from the annotation of a GenBank genome assembly. NCBI's taxonomy places the organism in Eukaryota, Fungi, Basidiomycota, Agaricomycetes, Agaricales, Mycenaceae.